AUGGACACGAUCAGAGGAAGUUCAGAGGACAUUUCCCCACCUGCUUCGAGUGAACCAACGAGCAGCCGUGCGUCCAGAAGAGGUCCUGAUGUUCAGAUGCAGAUGAGCUCUGAGGAGACUGCAACCAGCUCCUCAGCCUGUGGUCCAGACCCAGGUCAGUGUCACUCUGAUAUCACAGAUGGAGAUCCAGAAGUACUGAGAGCCAUGGAGGAAAUGAGACAUCUUGAUGACAUGCUGUCUUUAAAGAUCUGCAAAGAAAAAGAAGUCAAGCGUCAGAGAAAAGAGCAUCAAGCCAAACUCUGGCAAGAUCUCCAGCAGAAUAAACCCAAAAGUCACUCUGAAUGUGCUCAUGAAGCUUUGAACACAAAGCUGUUUUUAGCCCUGGAAGAAGACAUUGGGAAAGAGGAAGAAGAACAAAAGGAGGACAACUAUGUGCCUGUCUUUGAAACCCAGGUUCUUGACAGUGACCGUGACAGACAACGUUUGGAGCCAAGUUAUAAGAAGCCAGAGAACUUCACGGACUCAUCAGAGACUGGGGAAGAGCAAUGUGAAGACAGCCCCUGUGGAGCUUCCAGAGGCAAGAAAAAACAGACAGACUUUGUCAAGAGAAACAUUGAGCUUGCAGUUGGUGAUGGGGACCAAAUGCCUUUGACCCAGGCUGAGAAACAGCGUCUGGCCGAGCUCCUCCAACAAAUAGACGAAGAGGAAGAGGACGUUGCCAGAGGCGCAGGCAGCGAGGCGGACGUGUGGGCGAUGUCAGUCCCGACAGGACAAGGUUACACCCCAGUGCCCUCUGACCUGGAGCAGCUGAGUGACAUUGACUCGAAAAUCCGCCUUUUCCUCCCCGUUGAAGAAUUUGUCUCGGUGCAAAGUUCCUACACAAACAUCAGCGUGGCCCAGGGCCGCGGUUCAGAGGUUGGCUGGAAGUGCGAUUGGGACCCGCAGCCAGGAGAGAAGGUCCUGCAGGAUAGAAAGGAGAGGAGAGGGCUGGAGAGGCAGCUCCAAGAGAUCCAACAGCAGCUGGAGAUCCUGGGCCAGAGCCCAGAGAUGACUAACGAGUCUGCAAACCUCACGGAGGAGGAGUUACUCAGACUGCUGGAGGAAUGUGAGCUGACUGAGCGUUGGAGCCCACAGCUGGAGACGACUGACACGACAUGA
This is a messenger RNA of Limanda limanda (common dab), 1158 nucleotides long. RefSeq names its product fibrous sheath interacting protein 1 (gene fsip1). Bases 1 to 1158 code for a protein of 385 amino acids. The record is from RefSeq and is a predicted model, not a curated record. Lineage: Eukaryota; Metazoa; Chordata; Actinopteri; Pleuronectiformes; Pleuronectidae. The transcript is spliced from 10 exons.